CAUUUUUAAAAAUCACGAAUAUGAAACUGCUUUAUUACAUAAUGCGAACGUGCGCUGCUAUUUUGGUUUCUUUGCCGGUUUCCAAUACCAAAGCUGCGAUUUUAAAAUGUGAACAUAAAAUGUGGCAAUAUGAGAAGAAAUAUGUUUUAUACUUCUGAAAAAAUGUAUAUUAAAACAUCGCGAGAUUUGAGUGGCGUACUCUCGUGGGAGAAAGUCGGUGUUUUGAAAAUGGCGACCGAAGGAGAGGCGGUUGGUGUGCCUACUGCUGGAUCAGAGGUUGUAGAAGGCGAUGCUUCAUUUGGAGACUUGGGAACAGCAAUGGACACAGAAUCCACCAAUGGAAAAGAAGCAAUGGAAGCUGCGGGAGAUGGCUCGGAGCCCCUGGAGGCUCAGGCGGGCUCUGUGGACGAGGAGAACGGGAGGCAGCUGGGGGAGGUGGAGCUGCAGUGUGCUCUCUGUAUGAAGUGGUUCACAGCCGACACCUUUGGCAUUGACACUGCGACCUGCCUCCCAUUCAUGACCAACUAUGUGUUCCACUGCAAUGUCUGCCAUCACAGUGGGAAUACCUACUUUCUGAGGAAACAAGCCAAUCUAAAAGAGAUGUGCCUUACUGCUCUGGCCAAUUUGACAUGGCGAUCACGGACCCAGGAUGAGCAUCCGAAGACCAUGUUCUCGAAAGACAAGGAUAUAAUUCCUUUUAUUGAUAAGUACUGGGAAUGUAUGACCACGAGGCAGAGACCUGGCAAAUUGACAUGGCCAAAUAAUAUUGUGAAGACCAUGAGUAAAGAAAGAGAUGUUUUCCUGGUUAAAGAACAUCCUGAUCCUGGGAGCAAGGAUCCUGAAGAGGACUACCCAAAGUUUGGGUUGCUUGACCAGGAUCUUGGAACCAUUGGACCAUCCUAUGACAACCAAAAACAAACUACUUCUGUAACAACCGGGGGAGGACUGAAUGGUGGACCAUCUUUCUCAGGUGGAUUAGCUCCAGGAGGCACAGGGAAAGGAAGAGGAGCCAAACGCAAGCAGCAGGAGGGUGGAACAGCUGGCACUGCCAAAAGAACACGCAGUGAUCAUUUGUUUUCGGCUCAGCGGCUCCCACCACAUGGGUAUCCCCUGGAGCACCCCUUCAACAAGGACGGGUACCGCUACAUCCUGGCUGAGCCCGACCCCCACGCCCCCGACCCCGAGAAACUGGAGCUGGACUGCUGGGCGGGGAAGCCCAUCCCGGGAGACCUGUACCGCGCCUGCCUGUACGAGCGCGUGCUGCUCGCCCUGCAUGACCGAGCUCCUCAGCUAAAGAUCUCGGACGACCGCUUGACGGUGACUGGAGAGAAGGGAUACUCCAUGGUGCGGGCGUCCCAUGGCGUGAGGAAGGGCUCCUGGUAUUUCGAGAUCUCCAUUGAUGACAUGCCCCCAGAGACUGCCUCGCGGCUGGGCUGGUCGCAGCCUUUAGGUAACCUCCAGGCUCCUUUGGGUUAUGACAAGUUCAGCUACUCCUGGCGCAGUAAGAAAGGGACCCGCUUUCACCAGUCCAUUGGGAAGCAUUACUCCGAAGGCUACGGCCAAGGAGACGUCCUGGGCUUUUUCAUUGAGCUUCCGGACAACACCGAGACUGCAAAGGCACUACCAGACACAUACAAAGACAAGGCACUGAUUAAAUUCAAAAGCUACCUAUAUUUUGAGGAGAAGGACUAUGUAGAUAAAGCGGAAAAGAGCCUCAAGCCGACGAGUAGCAGCAAAAUGAUAUUUUAUAGGAAUGGAGUCAACCAAGGAGUUGCCUAUGAAAACCUCUUUGAAGGAAUGUACUUUCCAGCAAUCUCCCUCUACAGAAGCUGCACAGUGUCUGUAAAUUUCGGACCACAUUUCAAAUUCCCUCCAAAGGAUGUCAAGUAUCAGCCGAUGAGUGACAUGGGCUGGGGGGCUGUGAUUGAGCACACUCUUGCGGAUAUGCUGUAUCACGUGGAGACUGAGGUGGACGGCCGGCGCAGCCCCCCCUGGGAGUCCUAAGUUCUGCAGGAGGAUGGGGGAAAUCCCAAGGAUAGCAGAUGCCAAACAAGAGUUCUCAGCCUUUCCGGCAAGUCCAAGAACCGAAUGAGGGGCCAGUUUCAUCGUGGUUUUGCAAUGUGACGGACACAUCUGAAUUUUCAGUUUUAUUCAUUUUGAAGCAUGGACAUUUCCAAGAGAAGUUAGCCUGCUGUUAACGAUGGAUACGAUCUACUAGGGGAAGGAAGAGGGGCCACAGGGGAGGAUGUAUAAACCGGAACCCUUCCGUCUUUUGUUUUCUUAAAUUCAACCAAUCUUCCAUACCUUUCCUGCUAUGGGCAGAUCAGGUUCUGUGUUAAGAACUCAGUCUGAUUGAGCCUGAAUUCAGUUCUGCUGUUUCAGAGGAACAGAUAAUAUGUAUCUAGGAUUUAUUAUCAAAUUAUACUCUUGGAGGUCUGCAGAUUGGAGAGAGUUUACAGUCAGCCAGUAUUAAAAAGUUCUAAAUGCCUUCUGUACAUGACUAGCCUUCUUCAGAUCCAAGUUAAAAACUUCAUCGUAUGCAAGGAGAAUGUUCAGUGCUGGCCUUAUAUUGGUAAAGAAGCAGAGAAUUGCUUUUCUGUUUUCUUCAGUAAUCCCUGUAUUGCAGAUUGCUUGCUAAUUUUAAAGGAAGUGAGAUGUUGGUAUGUCAUGUUUAAAUUUCUAACCUUGACUUUUUGAUUCCCAAGCCUGUCUUUCUAAAACACUCCAUCCACAAUUUCUGCAAGUAAAGCUUAAAACUAUUUUAUAGUCCACUUGCAGACCUACAGGAUACCUAGACAAGUUUUCAAUAUUUCUGGGUUUCCCCAGACACUUACAGGAGGUAAAUAGAAUUUUCCUUGACAUCCUAAACCUUAAUUAUUUGCAGGAUGCAGUAAAUUUUGAAUGGUUGAUAUCCUGGUUCACCACAUGCAGCAAUGACCUGGGUGUAACUAAACGGGAUCACAUUCUUUUAGCCAUUUCAAUAGCAAUAAGUAAUCCGGAAUUAACGUAGAAAGAAAUCCCCAGUGGAAAUAAAAGUAAAAAAGGGGCAGACUUAUUUUUUGCUCUGAUUUGCACUCGUAUAAAAUACUGUAUGCAUAGAAGCAGAAAUGUUUUAAUUCUAAUUCCAGAGUUCCUUUGACGGAUAUGAUUGGCUAAAGUAUGCUUUCUUGGACGUAGAAAGUGGUGUCCUUGUUUUGAGAAGGAGUACGUUUUUUGUUCUGCUGUGGAGUUUUACCUGUAAAAUUACUAUCCUGGGUUUACCUCUUCAAUCAAAACUUGCAUACUCGUUUACUUCUAGAGCAGGGGGAGAGUCAGGCUUGAAAAUCGCACCUUUUUAAAGUGUUUUGGUCCAGUGCCAUCAUAUUAAGAAGUCUCUUACGUUUUUGCUUCUGCUACGGUUGCCUGUUGUGGGCUGAGUGUGUAAUUACUAGCUUCCCCAUUAUUGUAUCCAUCAUGUUAGGUGUAAAAUAUAGCAGGUUAAAUGUUUUUUUUAAUUAUUGUUUUAUAUGGAAAUUGGUUUUAAAUAAAAGAAAAAUGUUAAAAAAU
Messenger RNA from Lepisosteus oculatus (spotted gar), 3546 nucleotides. It is a transcript of the gene ash2l, whose product is annotated as ash2 like, histone lysine methyltransferase complex subunit. Gene Ontology annotation, cellular component: Set1C/COMPASS complex. The record is from RefSeq and is a predicted model, not a curated record. Gene Ontology annotation, molecular function: transcription cis-regulatory region binding; protein binding. Lineage: Eukaryota; Metazoa; Chordata; Actinopteri; Semionotiformes; Lepisosteidae.